This is a messenger RNA of Stegodyphus dumicola, 5918 nucleotides long. Its product is annotated as sodium-coupled neutral amino acid transporter 9 homolog. Gene Ontology annotation, cellular component: lysosomal membrane. Gene Ontology annotation, biological process: amino acid transmembrane transport. NCBI's taxonomy places the organism in Eukaryota, Metazoa, Arthropoda, Arachnida, Araneae, Eresidae. The record is from RefSeq and is a predicted model, not a curated record. Gene Ontology annotation, molecular function: L-amino acid transmembrane transporter activity.
UUUUAUUUUAAUUUAAAGGCUGGAUUUGGUUGUGGCAUGAUAAUUAUGUUUGUUAUGGGUGGUAUAUGCUUCUACACUGCAUAUAGAAUUGUGAGCUUGCGGUAUAUGGCAGAAUUCCCACGAACAGCUGUGGAAUUUCCUGACCUCUGUCGACAUCUCUUAGGAGCUUGGGCUGAAUGGGUUGCCACUUUCUUUUCUCUAAUACCUUUACUUGGAGGAGCAGUUGUAUACUGGGUGCUGAUGUCAAAUUUUUUGUACUUCAUUGGAGUAUAUGUUUAUGAAUCAUUAAAAUCUGGAGGCAGCAAUCUCACUUUGAAUGAUUCUAAUUACACAGAUGUGUACUGCCCUUCUGCAACUCCAUUAAAUAAUAGUUUUAGUGUGCCAUAUUUGUCUGAUCACUCUAACAGCACAAAGGAAAUAUUUUACCAAUACUGGGAAAUGGAUGGGACAAUUCCAUUCUAUAUUGCCGCUUGUUUUGCUCCACUAGUCAGCUUGAAAUCACCUACAUUUUUUACCAAACUUAAUGCUUUAGGCACUUUAUCUGUGGUGUAUCUGAUGAUCUUUGUAAUUGUGAAAGGAGCUAAGUGGGGACUUCAUUUUAAUACUGUAGAUCCUUCUUCUGUAGAUUAUGUAAAAUUAUUCCAGAUCACAUUUCCUGUUCUUGUUGGUACAUUAUCUCUGUCGUUCUUCAUACAUAACUGUGUUUUGUCGAUUAUGAGAAACCAAAAGCAGCCAAAAAAUAAUGCUCGAGAUUUAGCUAUCGCAUAUGUACUUGUUGGAGCCACAUAUCUGAUUAUUGGCUGUGUCUUCUUUGUCACAUUUCCUUUCGAAAAAAAUUGUAUUGAAGAUAAUCUACUGAAUAACUUUCGAAGUAAUGAUUUACUAGCUGUGAUAACAAGAGUAUUUCUCCUUUUCCAAGUGCUGACAUUAUAUCCUUUGAUAGUUUACAUUUUGCGUGUACAGAUUAUGCAUUUUGCCUUUGGCUCUAUAUAUCCAAGUUGGAAACAUGUCAUGGUUCUCAAUUUCAUAGUCCUGGCUAUAUGUAUUUUAUUCAAUGUGUACUUGCCAAAAGUUGGAACUAUUAUAAGGUACUGUGGUGCUAUUUCUGGAUUAGCAUAUAUAUUUACUCUCCCUUGCAUAACUUAUAUGAAAGCUUUGAAAGACAGAAAUCAAUUGACUGCAACUUCUUUAACAAUACAUAGUUUUAUCAUCAUUUUAGGGCUCUGCAACUUCUUUUCUCAAUUUUUUGUACAUGCAGUGUAAAAAAAAUAAAAAUGUUUUCUAUUAAAAAAAAUGCAUUUGAAAAGAUUUUAUUAGAGUUCUGAAACAUAUAUAAUUCAGUGAGCAUCUUAUAUGUUUAAAAAUGUUUCUUAGAAACAAAUAAUUACAAUAAAAUGUGAUAUUUAUAUUUCAAAGUACUCUGAGAAAGAGAUGCAAGCAUAAAAUAAAUGUUAAUGCAUAACUGAUUUUUUUUAAUUGAUUAAAAAAACUUAUUAAUUGUAACAAGAGGGCUGCAGGUUUAAAGUAGCGACUCACUGUUUUAUAAUCCCUGAGUAUAACACUUUGAAUUUAAAUACUAUCUGUUUUAGACUAUAUUUAAAUUCUAAUUUAAUUCUUACAUUCAGUAUAUACUGUUUGAUACAAAUAAUGUGAUUGUGAGUACAAUAUGCAUGAUUUGGACCAAUUUAUUUAUGAAAUAAAAUAGAUGGAUAUGUUUAUUUAAAUUUCAUGUAUUUAACAGACUAUUAAAUCAAUAUGUAUGACAUGUAAAUUGGCUUACAGUGUGUGGCAAAUAUUAUACAAAAAACAGUUAUGUAAUGUAUGUAGUAAGUCUCUGUUGCUUUAUUUAUUGCAUGAAUCGGUGUUUAGUUUUUGAAAAUUUGCUUCUAAAAACAGACCAUAUAAACAUGGUGAUAUUAUGUUUCCUUUCCACAUGAAGAUUUUUGUCUUAUAAUAUAGAGUCACUUUUUGUUAGAUUUUAGUGUAAAUUUCUUUUCUGUUUGUUUGGUUUUAUAAUUAUAGCAACAAAUCUUAAAAAAUGAAUACAAACACACAGUUGUUUUUUAAAUGUUAUUGUAUAUUUGUUUAACAUAUUAAGAGAAACAAGGUAGCAUCAUUCUUCAAAUUUUUUUAAUAACUAAAUGAAAUUUGGGGUCUAGAUAAUUUGAAUGUUUGGUGUUUUAUUGUAGCAUUAAUAAGCAUAAUCAAUUUUAGCAUUCUCAUAUGUACAUAAUUUUUGUCAAUAAUGAUUGCUUGUAAUCUUUUUAGUUUAUGCUGCAUGCUCUUUUUAGUUUAUGCAUAAUUUCAAGAUAUUGUGUACAUGAUGUUGUAUAGUUACAAAUAUAUAUGAAAGGCUUUUUUUACCAAAUUGCCAACCUGUUUUGAUUAAUAGCAUGCUUACUUGAAAAUGCACGAUCUGGCAACACAGUGGUUUGCACUUUGAAUAAUUUAUUUCAAAUUCCUUCUCUUCCUCUUCUCUUCCAUUACAUUUAAUAUGUGAUAUGUAUCUGGUGUUGUCUAAUAAGUUUGUCAAUAUGUUGCCUGUAUUCAACAUGCAAAUCACCUCAGUAAUUGUUUUCUGCCUAAUAUUUCUCUAUUUCCAUGUAAAUUUAUAUUUAAUAUGUUUUACAUGUUAUAGGGAUCUGAGAAUGACAUUUUGCUAAUUUUUUUUAUUUAUUUACUUACAUAUGGAAUAUCAUGUACCUCAGUAUCUUCCCAAUGAAAAUAUUAUUUUAUUAUUAAAUGAAAUUAUUGUUAUUUUUUGGCUAACUAAUUAUAUACAGUAGAAUUUCAGUAUGUUGAACUUAAAUCAAAAUGUAAAAUUCAGAAAUCAUAUUAACUUAUCUAAGUAGCAUAGACUUUUUCCCCCUGGUCUCUCCUAUUUGAGUAUAUUGAAGGUCUACUAGAUUUUAAAAGUGCUUAUGGAAUGUAUAUUUGUAACCAUACCAGUAAAAGUUAAAAUGUUAGUUUAAAUGUUGUAUAAUGCGACAUCAAAAACUAAGUGGGGUCUAUAAAUGUGUUCAAUUCAAAGAUUUUAGAGUAUACUUUUUAAGGUUUCAUGAUUUACCUGUGUGUUGUGACUUAUCAGUUGAGAAAUGUGUAUUCAUAAUAAGGAAUGAGCUUAGUAUUACCUGUUAUUUUUUAAUGCUGCAUUAGUACAUUUUUUUAAAUCUAAUGUUAUGCAACCUCACAGUUAAGGCUUAUUUUUGGUGUAGAGGACAUGCUUUAUUUUAGUUUUUCAUUUUGUUUUAUCAUGUGUGUGCGUGCAUAUGUAUAUUACAUACAUCAUACAUGUAUGAUAUUAAAUUAAGGAUGAGCUUGAAAAGUGAUCACUUGGGUGAUAAAUGUGUCAGAAAAUCAGCUGCAUGGUACCAAUGCAUAGAUUGUCAAAGAAGCCUCCUGACUGAAAUAAAAAAAUGUCUCCAGCUACCAUUAUGUAUAUGCAUGGAUGUGUGCGUAUAUGUAUGUAUGUAUAUAUACUAUAUACACACUCGUAUUAACUUAUAUAAAUACAUGGUACCCAUAAAGUCGAGACCAGUUUAGUUAAACAGGAUGAAAUUAUUGAAAUAAAUUAAUGAGGAUGAAGUAAUGUAAUGCACUUUAAUAUGACUGCCUUUCACUUCAAAACUCAUCUCCAAUGUUCUGUUGUUACUCGAAACUUUUAUUUUUAUAUCUGAAAUGUAUUACCUUCAGCAGUUUAUAUUCAGUUUCAAGGUUUUUAAAAAUUAUUGACUUUCAUUUGAUAAAAACCCAAGCACUGGUAGUUUAUUCUGGGUUCAAAUUCUGAUGAAUAGGCUGGCUGCAUGAAAGAUCCCAUAUUUUUCUGAAUAGGUGAUAUAAAUGCAAGUGAGUUUCUCUUAGAAGGUCCUCCAUGAAGGAAUUCUUUUCCUAUAUACAGAUAUCUCUCAUAAGCUUUGCCAUAAUCUAACUAAUGUCAGUUGAGUAUGCUGACCAAAGUCUUUGUCUAUUCCUGUGCGAAGAAAAGCUAUAUUGAGAUAAUCAUAAACAUCAAUUGUGAAAUAUGAUGAUACACUGUCCUGUUAAAACAAAGUUUGCAAAAUUCUGUUAAGAAUUAGUAGCAGCUUCAGAAUGUUUUACUAAAACAGCAGACUGAUGCAGUUGGACUGUGGUUCACUUGCUAAACUCUUUGCCCAAUUAUCUUUAAAUUUUGUUGAAACUUCUAUCUGAACUUCUUUCAUUUUCUACAGUGCUUGUUCUCAAAUUUUAUUUAAUGAGAAGUUGAAUAUUUGGAGCUGAGUUUUCAAAAAAUUAUGCUCAAAUUUGACUUGAGGCUUCAUAUGGUAAUGCUGUUAAACAUAUUACAAUAAGAACUUGUUGUUAUCAUUCUACAGUCAGUUCUUGGCACGUAAAGCAGAAAUAAUUACAUUUUAACCAAAAUGGAUCAAGAAUUUAGAGAUACCUUAUUUAUCCAUAUAUACAUGUGUUAUAUUUACGUUUAAUUAAUUCAAUUGUCCAUUGAGACGAAUUGUCAAAGUACAUGUAAUGUGUGUAGUUUUGUAACCAGUGCAGGGAAUGUAUAUUGCAGAGGCACCCAUGUGGUCAAUGGUAUUUUGAGGCCCUUGACCCAUAAACACUGCUGUUUCAUCAAUAGUAGUCAUGUUCAGGAGUUGCUGCCAUCAAUGAAACACUUCAAUGCAAGUGCACAUUUAAUCACUUCAGUAUCUCUUGAUUUGAAGAGUGUUGUCGAUGUUCUUAAAGACAAUGCGUGUUGCUGAAGGAAGCCAUUUGCCCAGUGUUGUGAUGCUUUGAAUUCAUCUGGAAAUAUGUCUAGCUGUGGUGGUGCUAUUACAAGGGCAUAUGCUUGAAUAUCAGCCCUGCAAACAAUCAAACACUUUGCCCUGCUGUUAGUAAUCCAUUCGCAGAUGUGUGCAGAGUUCAGGAAAUAAUGCUUCUAGUUAUUUACCUCAAACAACCUAUCAAUUGAUAUUUAUUGUAAUUUCAUCGCCAUUUCUGGACAAUUCGCAGAUUUAAUUUCUUCUCUUUUCAGAAAGCUGCAAGACUUUUAAUUCCUAGAGUUUCCCACAAGAGUUUUCUUGUGCUCAACGGAAUAGGUUUAUCUUUUUGCAUUCAUUUUAUCUGAGCAUCAAAAUUUAUUAUCCUUUAAGUUUAUUAUUAAAUCAGGUGCUAAAUGUUCAUUGCUUAUGCAAUAUAUUGAAUACUGAAGAUUCUAAUUAUUGCAACCAUGUCUGUUUCAUAUUUGCAUGUGUGUUGCUUCUGCCUUUUGGGAAUAAAGUGCCCAUCUGGCUGAUGAUUUAAACUAAGUCUUAUAUAAAAAGUACCCUGAAAAAUCAUGCUAGAGCUUAUUUUAUGUAUAGGUCUUAAUUUCAGAGAAACAUGGUAUUUAAUUGUUCAGAAUAAGUAGUUUAAAAUCCUAUAAAUAUUUCUGUGUAAUUCUUUUCUCUAACAUGAAUCUCUUAUUUGUCUCAUACAUAUAUCUUUCAGAAAAUUAUUUAUUGAGGCACUGUUGAAUUUAUAAAUCUCUAAAAUUCUACUGAAUAUAUGUAAAUGUUUUUGUAUUUUUGCAUACUGUGAUCUUUAAGGGAAGAAUGUAUUCUAUAGUAAUGUAUAUACCGUAGUUUCAUAUGUAUGUUCAAAUCUUUAAUAUUAGUGUGAGAAGGGAAAGCAAAUUUUAUAUAUCAUUUUUAGGCAUCUUUUUAUUAUGCUGAUGUACCUGAAGGGUUAAGAUCUUUUAUUUAUUAUAUUUAAGCAUGUUAUUUGUUUAUUGUAACUACUUAAAAGGUACAAAUAAAUAUUUUGAAAUGAUAAAUUUUUUUAACAUUAUCAACAUUUAAACUUUUUUAGAUGUUGGUAUGAAAUUAGUUUUAUAUCAUGAUUAAAACUAUAAGUUUUUUACAUGUACAUAUUUUUAAAAAUUAAUAAAUAUUCAUUACAAUUAA